AUGUCGUUAGUGGAAACUGGUUGGCGGCAGUUUACAUUUUUUGAGAAGCACAAUGUUUAUGAUCCGAAUAAUCCUGAAUGCAAAUUUAAUGGAUUAAAGGAUCUGAAAGCAUCUCUUUCUGUAUCUGGUGUUGGAUUUACGGUAUUCGGAGAACCAUGUGGCGCAAUAUUCAAAUUAUCACGUAAUUUGGAGGAAUAUUGUUGGAUUGCCCAUAAACGCUCACUGGCAGAUAUAGCUCUCGCUGGUCUUAUUCUUGGUACAGUUGGAGAAGAUGAAGAUGGGAUUAACUCAUUAGUUAAAUUGUGGCAAUUGGAUCGAAUUGAGAAAGAUGCACCAUUUUGCAUACGCGUGAUACGUGUAUGUCCUUUGUUAGGUGUUGGACGUAGUACGCGGGCAUGUGCCAUUGCGUUGCAUUCAUCUGCGCAACAUAUGGCUGUUGGUUUCGUUGAUUCCUCCGUUAUUUAUUCUGCAAGUAAUAUCAAAGAAAAAUCUAGUAAAUGGCUUACUGUGGUUAAUGGUCCAACUACAGGGCCAGGUGACGAAGUAACAGGUGUUUUCCUUGCAUGGGUUGCUACGCAGGAUCUCUGUAUCUUAUACUGUUUAACGUCGACGUCUGUAUUGUCGUUUUCAAUUGCCAACAAAACCGUUACAAAUAAGGUUGUAUACGAUGCGAAAGGUUGUCUUCAUGACUGCUGGAGUUUUAAUGAAGCGCGAAAUCAACUUAUUGUGGGUAGUACUGAGAUGGUACACUUUUAUGACGCAGAACGGAGUUUGACUGCUGAUCCUGAUAGUGGGAAGGGUCGUUGUCAUGCUCUUGGUCGAAGCAAUGAAAAGAUUCAAUUAAUUGCAUUUGAUCACCACGUUGCAUUACUUACACGACAACCAACUGCUAUACCGUCAUCAAAUGAAAUGUGGACAUAUGUUGUUUCGAUAUAUGAUACUGAAGGACAAUGUGUUGCAUUUUCGUGUGCACUUCCUGCUGUUUCAAGGAUGUUUUUAUUGGAUAACGUGUUAAUGGUUCUUAGUCAAGACGGAACACUUUCAGCUCUUACAGAGAAAAGCAUCAGCUCGAAAUUGGAUAUUUUAUUCAAGAAAAAUCUAUAUGAUCUCGCUGUUGGGGUUGCCAAGAGAAGUUCAGUUGCUUCGGAAUAUCUUCCUGAAAUUUAUAAGAAAUACGGUGAUUAUUUGUACAGAAGUGGGGAUUUUGAAAAUGCAGUGCAACAGUAUGCGGAAACUGUUGGAUACCUUGAGCCAUCAUAUGUUAUUAAAAAGUUCCUGGAUGGUGCUCAUAUAAAAGAAUUGUGCAUGUAUUUAGAAGUGCUUCACGCUAGAGGUAAGGCGAAUAGUCAUCAUACUACCAUAUUAUUAAACUGUUACACCCGUUUGGCAGCACAUGAUAAAAUUCGUGAUUUUAUUGACCGUGAUUUUGAGUGCAAUAUUGAAACAGCUGUUCAGGUGCUUCGUGCAGCAAAUUUUACUACGGAAGCGUGCCAUCUCUGUGCGAAGCAUAAACAGCAUGAUGCGCUAUUAAGCAUCUUAAUCGAAGAUCGAGCCGAUUAUAAAUCUGCGAUUAAAUAUAUUUCUAAACUAGAAACUUCCCAGAUUGAACUAUGCUUGGAAAAGUUCGGAAAAUGUUUAUUGGUAAACAACCCUGAAGAAACGAUGAAGCUGUUAUCGGAUAGAGCUUGUUUCAGCCAAAUCAACGCUCCUGCUUUGAUGAAAGUAUUUAUUGGUCUACCUUCGCAAUGUACCAAAUUUAUAGAAACAGCAUUGAAGGAUAAGAAAAAUAAUGAGAAAUUGCGUAAUUUGCUGCUAGAACUUCGUCUUCGUCAGUGGUCACUGCGUAACGAGGUUUUUUUAUUCGAUUUUGAUUUUAAUGCAGGAAUAUGGAUAUAAUACGAUAAACUUAUCGAAUACUAUAUGCGACAAAACAAGCUCAGAGAAAUUGUCAAAUUUUGCGAGGAAGAAAACAAUCGUGACUUGUGGAUCGACGCAGUGGUAUUUGCUUCCCGUGGAAAGGAUAUAGAUUCCGAUGCAAUAAAGAUUGAAGCAACGAAUAGUAUCCAUCCACUUGUGGUUCUCGAAAUUCUUUCCAAAAGUGAUAAAAUUUGCGUUGGUCACGUGAGAGAUUAUAUUAUUAAUUGGUUGGAGCGGCAAAAUGCUCAGAUCAAGAAAGAUGAAGAAACAAUUGUUAAAAACGAAGCGAAAAUGGCUGAAAUUGAGGAGCAAAUUGAUAAUAUUACUUACAAGGUUCAAAUUUUUCAAAUGAACAAAUGCUCUGCAUGUGACACCUCUCUUCAACUACCUGCUAUACAUUUCUUAUGCAAACAUUCCUACCAUGCUCACUGUCUAGAGUCGUAUAGUGAAAAGGCUGAUUAUUGUCCAGCUUGUGUACAAGACAAAUUUAACGAAAGGAUACGAAGUGAUAAAGGACAAGAUUUCUCCACGCGUAGUGCUUAUCUUCAAUUUCAAAAUGAGGUAAAGGAAUCAGCUGAUUGUAUGACUCUUAUUUCUUCAUAUAUUGGCAAUGGGCUUUUCGAUCCGUGGUCGAAGGAAAAAGACUCCAAGAAUGAAAGUGACGUAGUUAGUCCUCAAUCGGAUACUAGUUCGUCGAACAGAAUAAAUCUAAGUCAGUUUGAGGAUCGAUCAUCCAAAGAGACAAGUUCGAUGGACACAACAGCACGUAAUCCUUUCCUUACUUCAAAAACUAUGAAUUCACGUGCGAUAAAAUCUGUGCGAUCUACUAAUCCUUUUGAUAUUGAUGAAGAUACAAAGAACCCCUUCGAAGAAGAUUUAUGA
Messenger RNA from Acanthocheilonema viteae, 2799 nucleotides. The record is from the annotation of a GenBank genome assembly. Lineage: Eukaryota; Metazoa; Nematoda; Chromadorea; Rhabditida; Onchocercidae.